UUUCACUGGAAUUCUAUGCAUGUGUGUCGUUUACGUCAACCAAUUUGUGUGGUUGAAAUCGUCAUUUCAAAUUAUCCAAUGGUCUGAGGAAACUAACAAAUUCAUGUUGCAGCCGAAUAAUCAGAGAAUCUACUUUCACGAAACGAGCGGACGGAACUAUUUAACUUUACGACAAACUUGUGCUGUUGAAUCGGCUGCCAAAGAAAAUCCGGAUCGACCUAUCCAGCUAAUCAUGCAGGAAAAUUCAACUAUUGAUCUGCACGGGAUUUGGCUAACCAUCUUAUCGCAUUAUCCAAACGUUGCCGUUAUUGUCAUCAACGAAGCGGAUUACUUUCGCAAUACACCGCUAGAAGCGUGGUAUACAAAAGGCGAAUGGCGCUAUAGUCCGCAUAAGCUGGAACAUUUUGCAGACUAUAUCCGAAUGCUGAGUAAUCUUAAAGGUGGAGGUUUGUAUAUGGAUUUGGAUUUCGUUACAAUCAAACAACUGGAUGUAGACAAUUUCUUGGCCGUCGAAGAUGCUGCAGUUGAUCAUCUCUCCAACGGGAUUUUCCAUUUUGAUUACGGGCAUCGCCUGAUUAGGGAAAUUGUUGAACAACUAGCAGCCGGUUACAAACCGCAAGAAUGGAACGCCCAUGGGCCAGCUCUCAUUUAUUCCAUUAUGUCGAAGAUUUGCAAAUUCAAGAAAGGCCAGCCGCUUUCCAACGAAUGUACAGAUGUGGCUUUGAUGCCUUAUAAUUUCGUUUACCCGAUACAUUGGCCUGAUUGGCAAGUUUACUUUCAAAAAGCCACUAGGAAUAUUAUGCAAUGGAUCAACGGAAGCGUCGCCGUACAUGUUUGGAAUAAAAUGUCGCAUUCGGAGCCUCUUCUCUUUCAUUCAAAUCAAGUCUAUUCGACAUUGGCUUCCAGGCAUUGCCCUCUAACCGUCGCCAGAGCUGAAGAAUUUCCUACUUCGUAAUUUUCGUUACCAAUUUGCUACUCUCUG
Molecule: messenger RNA, 982 nt
Organism: Daphnia carinata
Lineage: Eukaryota; Metazoa; Arthropoda; Branchiopoda; Diplostraca; Daphniidae
Product: lactosylceramide 4-alpha-galactosyltransferase-like
Exons: 1
Coding region: 20-955 (311 amino acids)
Biological process (GO): glycosphingolipid biosynthetic process
Molecular function (GO): hexosyltransferase activity
Source: RefSeq, a predicted model, not a curated record